CCUAGUGACGUAAUGACGUGUGGCGCUCAGGAAGCGGGGAGGCCCCGAGUGGCCAGCUUCGGAGCCGGAGACCGGGUCCUUGAGUAACGGGCCCGGGUACCGUGCUAUUUUAGUCAGUGGAUAAUUAAAGCUUAGUAAGGCCUUGCUUUCAGAGGUCAUUGAUUUGAGGGCAAAGGCCAUAGACCGCCGUCUUGGGAAACAACGGUUGUUUGGGUCUCGAGUCCGAGAAAUGGACUGUACGGAGAGCUAGAUACAGGGACCGGGUGCAGCAGACCAGACUGUUUGAGAGGCACUGAGUGUCCUCCUUACCGGUAGUCUUGGGGCAGGUGGAUGCCACUGAUAACCUCACCCUAAAACCGGGACGUCAGGGCAAGAUUCGUGUACGUUGGUGCCAGUCUGUUAAGAAGCACAGCUCGUGCACUUUGCCAUGGAGGGAAUGGACGUUGAUCUUGAUCAAGAGCUGAUGCAAAAGUUCAGUUGUCUGGGAACCACAGAUAAAGAUGUUCUCAUUUCUGAGUUCCAGCGGCUCCUCGGCUUUCAACUUAAUCCUGCCGGUUGUGCGUUUUUCUUGGACAUGACAAACUGGAAUCUACAGGCAGCCAUUGGGGCAUAUUAUGAUUUUGAAAGCCCUAAUGUCAACAUCCCAUGCAUGUCAUUUGUAGAAGAUGUAACUAUCGGGGAAGGAGAAUCUGUACCUCCCAAUACCCAAUUCACAAAAACUUGGAGAGUGCAGAACACAGGAUCUGAAGCUUGGCCACCUGGUGUAUGCCUGCGUUAUGUUGGAGGUGAUCAGUUUGGACAUGUGAAUAUGGUAUUAGUACGCUCUCUAGACACCCAGGAAAUGACAGAUGUCAGUGUGCCAAUGUGCAGUCCCAAUCAGCCUGGCAUGUACCAGGGACAGUGGAGAAUGUGUACUGCUACUGGUUUAUAUUUUGGAGAUGUGAUUUGGGUUAUACUCAGUGUGGAGGCUGGUGGCCUCCUAGGUGUCACUCAGCAACUCUCAUCCUUUGAAACAGAGUUCAGCACUCAGCCACAUCGCAACCUUGGUGGAGACUUCAACCCCUUUGCUUCACCUCAGAAGAGUCGUUCUACAGAAGGAGAAAACAUGAGUACCUGGACAUCUGAAACAGAGACUCCUGAAGGAGAACAGAAUGGACUUUCUCAGACAUCUGUAAAUAUAUGUGCAACUGAUCAUCAAACUAACCAUUCUGUAGCAACGUAUAGAGAGGGUGUGCACGGGCCUUACCCCUUUGGAGAUUCCUAAAAGAAGCUUUAUUUUUCUUGAAUGUCUUUUGUUCUUUUCCCACACCCAGAAAUGGGAUAUCUUCUGCAAGAUACCUAGUGAAGAUUAUUGGGGGUAGUGGCAUUAUUGACCAUGUGAAUUGAAUUCUGGGUGCUGCCUUUCUUUGUCCUGAAGAGGGUUGUUGAGUUUUGUUGCACAGACUAUACACACCAACCCAGAAAAGUGGGUAAAAUUGUAUAAAAGUCAGAUGCAGGAUAUGUAUAAUUCUAAAACAACGGUUUCAAGUCGCCUAAUGCAAAAGUACCAACAAUUUGAUCAUUUAUUCUCGAAGUUAAGUAUUUGCACAUAUAAGUCAGUCAUCCGGUAAGAUGAUCGUUAAAGGGGUUGAAUGGCCUUUACUAAGUGAUAGCUUAUCCUUAGGAUACGCUAUCACUAGCUGAUUGGUGUGUAACUCCAUUGUCAGACUCUCGCCAGUCAGGUAGUGGUGGCCUAUCAUGAGGAAUGGUUAGGCUUCAGUUAAUUGUAGAUCAGAAGUUGAUUAGUUAAAAAAAAAACUUUAAUGUCAAUGCUGUUUCUGUACAGCAUUAAAAUGUAUUGGCUCUGUGGAGCCAAACUUCAUUGUGCCCGAAUUCACACGAGACUUCAGUGAAUUACUACUGAAUUCAUAUC
Molecule: messenger RNA, 1912 nt
Organism: Bufo gargarizans (Asiatic toad)
Lineage: Eukaryota; Metazoa; Chordata; Amphibia; Anura; Bufonidae
Gene: ILRUN
Product: inflammation and lipid regulator with UBA-like and NBR1-like domains
Exons: 5
Coding region: 428-1264 (278 amino acids)
Biological process (GO): macroautophagy
Cellular component (GO): phagophore assembly site
Molecular function (GO): ubiquitin binding
Source: RefSeq, a predicted model, not a curated record